AUGGACGAGAGAGGAAGCGAUAAAGCAAAGGCGGAAUUAGCUUUGCAAGCUCGUUUCAAUGAAAGGAGUAAAGGUUCGAAAGGGAAAUGGCCUUCGAAAGGGAAGCAAGGCGAUGGUGAACCUAAACAUUCGAAGGGACAAAAGGGUGAGAGCAGCAGCUCAAACGGUUAUGGUGAUCGAAGCAACGCGAGAGGUGGAAAACCAAGAGACAUGAGCAAGGUACAAUGCUGGAAAUGCAGGAAACUUGGGCAUUUUCAAGCAAAGUGUGGUGCUAAACAGCUUGAAACUAAAGGGGAUGAAGCCAAGGUUGCUAGGCAAGAGGUGGAUGAUGAAGCCACACUCUUAAUGAUGAUUACCGAUGAGUGCGAAGGCAUGACAGAGGUGCUGGACAGCAGCUGCAAGUCACGGGACAGCAGCUGCAGCAGUGCAGAAAAAGCAACAGUUUUGAGUUCGGAACAAAAUGUGAUGAUUUCGGUUCGUGAUGGAACUCAAGGCAAAGAGGAGUGUAUUGGUCAAUUGCUCGAAAAAGGUUACAAUAUACGAUUGGAAGAUAAGAUCUUGCGGGUUGUUGAUGCUAGUGGAGUGUUGAUCCUAAAGGCUCCCAUGGCUACCAAUAGGACUUUCAAAGUUGAGCUGAAAGUAUUGAAGCAUAGGUGCUUAGCUACAGCUGCAAGUAGAGAGGAGUGGUUAUGGCAUUACCGUCUCGGUCACUUGAAUUUUCGUGAUCUCAAAGCGUUGCAACAAGAAGGUAUGGUUGUCAUACCCUAA
Molecule: messenger RNA, 768 nt
Organism: Vicia villosa (hairy vetch)
Lineage: Eukaryota; Viridiplantae; Streptophyta; Magnoliopsida; Fabales; Fabaceae
Exons: 2
Coding region: 1-768 (255 amino acids)
Molecular function (GO): zinc ion binding; nucleic acid binding
Source: RefSeq, a predicted model, not a curated record